AUGGCAGCAAUAAAUAGAGCCAAUGAAAUAGUUAAAAAACCUAAAGUAAGCAAACGACAACUCCUGAAGGAGAUCAAUGAAAAGCGUGAAUCCAACUGCUUAGUGGAAAGAAGUAAUCAAGUCAGCUUAUUGAGAGUUCAAAAGAGGCACUUUAGCAGAGCCUAUCAGUCCUGUACUCACACCACAAGCAAAGAAUCUGUUCCUGACAGUGGCAGGAGCUCCUGGGUCAAACUGAGUCUCCUUGUUUACCCCGAGAGAAGGCACUUUCCACCAAAAAGUAAGAUGUUAUGGCAGGACUCCUACACAAUGGAUAGGAGGGAUUUAGAAGUAAACUUAGCAAGAAUUUGGGCGGUUGAAAGAAGUUCACAAGUGCUGCCCUGGGGAAGUUUAAAGGCAAUCUGUCUGAAAGUAAAAGGCUCAUUAAACUAG
Lemur catta (Ring-tailed lemur) is the source of this 429-nucleotide messenger RNA. RefSeq names its product spermatogenesis associated 45 (gene SPATA45). The record is from RefSeq and is a predicted model, not a curated record. The transcript has a single exon. The coding region runs from base 1 to 429 and encodes 142 amino acids. NCBI's taxonomy places the organism in Eukaryota, Metazoa, Chordata, Mammalia, Primates, Lemuridae.